Molecule: messenger RNA, 568 nt
Organism: Volvox carteri f. nagariensis
Lineage: Eukaryota; Viridiplantae; Chlorophyta; Chlorophyceae; Chlamydomonadales; Volvocaceae
Exons: 2
Biological process (GO): regulation of gene expression
Cellular component (GO): nucleus
Molecular function (GO): protein binding
Source: RefSeq, a predicted model, not a curated record
GAUCGUAAGCGCCGUCGACGCAGCGGGCCUAACGCCCCUUCACUUCGCCGCAGCGGCCAACUCGUUACCCGUCGUACGACUGUUACUGGCGGCUGGUGCGCCGUACGCUGCCCAGGCCACGGCUGACAAUUUGGAGGCCUUCAUGCCAGCGAACGCGGGAUGGACUUGCCUCCAUGUCGCCGCGAUGAGGGGACAUUACGAGGUGGCGGCGGCGGUGCUACGAUUUCACGUAAGUCGGAGGCCAUCACCAUCAUCAUCACCAUCAUCACCAUCAUCAUCACCAUCAUCAUCAUCAUCACCAUCACCAUCACCAUCAUCAUCACCAUCAUCAUCAUCAUCAUCAUCAUCAUCAUCACCAUCAUCAUCAUCAUCAUCAUCAUCAUCACCAUCAUCAUCAUCACCAUCAUCAUCAUCACCAUCAUCAUCAUCAUCAUCAUCAUCAUCAUCAUCAUCAUCAUCAUCAUCAUCAUCAUCAUCAUCACCAUCAUCAUCAUCAUCAUCAUCAUCCCUCGUUCGCUUCAGGGCGAAGCGCCUCAGCGCAGCGACGUGCCUGGCCUCCCAGGGAUGA